AACACAAAAAAAUCUCAAAAAUUCAACAGCAUCCAAAAAGUUGCACCUUCUUAACACCACAUUGUAAAUCAUUGGCGGUGGAAUGAAAACAAAAACAAACCCCUUCCCUUUUCAUUUCACAUAUAUAUAAAACCAUUUCUCUCAUAAUCAUCUUUCUUAAUAACCGUUUCUCUCUCUCUCGACUUCACCGGCGGCAAUAUCUCCGACCACCGCCUCACGGUUCCAGAUUCGGUCCGCUUUUGAUUCGACGCCAGAUUUAUCCGUUGAGGUAUUGAAAUACAAAUAAAGGCAACUUGAUAUUUUCAGUGCGGUACGAAUUUUGAAUUCUUCCACAAUGGGUGGAGGUGAAGAUCUUGUAAACAGUACAGAUAGUGCUGCCAAGAGUCCUGUAAACCACGCCACUGGUACUGCAGAAAAUCCUGUAACUAACAAAGGAGAUUCUUCUGAAAAUUCUGAAAACAACCAGGCGGCUGAUGCGGAAAAUCCUACAAAUGACCAACCAAAUAGCGCAGUAAAUCCUGUAAGCAACCAAGAAGUUGGUUCAGAAAAUCCUACUAAUGAGGAACCAAAGGAUGCACUGGAUCCUUUAAAUAACCAAGCAGUUGGGGCAGAAAAUCCUGUAAACGACCAAGCGCAUGUUGAAACUUCUAUAAAUGACAAAACAUGCGGUGCAGAAGACCUAGUAGGCGACCGAUCAAAUGACCACUUAAAUGUUGCAGAAAAUCCUUCGACCGACCAAGUAGGUGGUGCAGAAAAUCCCGUACACGGCCAAGAAGGUUCUUUAAAUGAUACAGCAGGUGGUACGGUAGAUAUCGUAAAUGAUAAAGCAGGUGGUGCAGAAACAGAAAUAAAUGACCAAUUAAAUGUUGCCAAAAGUAUCGCAGACGAUAAAGCACAUGCUGCAGAAAUUUCUACAAAUGAUAUCACAGGUGAUGAUGAAACAGAAAAUUCCAUGAACAGCAAAACAGGUGAUGUCAAAAUUCCAGUAAACAAUGAAGCUGAUGCUGUAGAAAAUCCUUUAGAUGACAAACAAGAUGCUACAAACAUUCUUGUAGAAGAGAAAGCAGAUGCCAUUGCAACCUCGUCAAACAGCAAAGAAGAUACUGUUGAAACACCUAACUCGUCAAACAGCAAAGAAGAUACUGUUGAAACACCUAACAGAGCAGAUCGCCUUCCAGAAGAAGCAAAGGAGAUACUUAUAUCGUUGGCAGGUAAAUGGGAGGAUGUACUAGAUGCAACUGCAUUGCAGGUGAUCCCUCUCAAGGGGGCAAUGACAAAUGAGGUAUUCCAAAUAAAGUGGCCAGCUACAAAUGGGGAAACCUCACGGAAGGUUGUAGUUAGAAUCUAUGGUGAGGGUGUGGAUAUUUUCUUUGAUAGGGGUGAUGAAAUACGGACAUUUGAAUACAUGUCGAAGAAUGGUCAAGGACCUCGUCUACUAGGACGUUUUACAAAUGGACGCGUUGAAGAGUUUAUCCAUGCACGGACAUUGUCAGCUCCUGAUCUACGGGAUCCUUUCAUUUCUGCUCUUAUAGCGGCCAAAUUGAAGGAGUUUCAUAAUCUAGAUAUGCCUGGUGAAAAGACAGUCAAUCUUUGGUGUACAUUGAGAAAGUGGCUUAUUGAGGCCAAACGUUUGUCUUCACCAAAGGAAGUUGAAGCUUUUUAUUUGGACACAGUCGACAAGGAAAUCUCUAUUUUGGAAAAGGAACUAUCAGGCACACACCAGCAGAUAGGGUUUUGCCACAAUGAUUUACAAUAUGGUAACAUAAUGCUUGAUGAAGAGACCAAUUCUGUGACUAUAAUAGACUAUGAAUAUGCAAGUCACAAUCCUGUAGCGUACGAUAUAGCAAACCACUUCUGUGAGAUGGCUGCGAACUAUCAUACAGAAACACCUCAUAUUCUUGAUUACAGCAAAUAUCCUGACUUUGAGGAGCGUGCAGGAUUUAUUACAGCAUAUUUGAGUUCCUCAGGUGAAGAACCAAGUGAGGGUGAAGUGGAGCACCUACUUCAAGAAGUUGAGAAGUAUACACUUGCAAAUCAUCUAUUCUGGGGACUUUGGGGAAUAAUAUCGGGACAAGUGAACACAAUUGAAUUUGACUACAAGGAGUAUGCCAAACAGAGGUUUCAAGAGUAUUGGGCAAGGAAACCUUAUCUUCUGAGCUCUGAUGCACCUUCUCCCUUUAAUCCCCCUGAGGGUACAGGAGAUCUUGCGUCCGCAGGGCACACCAAAGGACAUCAUUCAUCAAAGAACCCUGGUAUCUUCAGGAAGAUGAAGAGAGUUUUGGGUCUUGGCUUGUUCAGGUCGAAAGGCUAAACCAAGGUUCCUGCCAAAACAUGUCUUAACAUUUUCUUUAAUGUACUAAACAAGUACUAUAUUUUGGUUGUCAUAUUUUUUAUUUGUUCAUUCUUUAAAUUUGUAUCCGAAUGGUUAAUAAUGUACGUGAUUGUAUGAUCAGAAAUCUUAGCCUGGUAAGUUUACAACUUUGCACACACAUUUGAUGAUUAAUAAUCAGCUCAA
Trifolium pratense (red clover) is the source of this 2515-nucleotide messenger RNA. RefSeq names its product probable choline kinase 2. Gene Ontology annotation, molecular function: ethanolamine kinase activity; choline kinase activity. Bases 335 to 2311 code for a protein of 658 amino acids. The record is from RefSeq and is a predicted model, not a curated record. Gene Ontology annotation, cellular component: cytoplasm. Gene Ontology annotation, biological process: phosphatidylcholine biosynthetic process; phosphatidylethanolamine biosynthetic process. Lineage: Eukaryota; Viridiplantae; Streptophyta; Magnoliopsida; Fabales; Fabaceae. The transcript is spliced from 9 exons.